Messenger RNA from Notechis scutatus (mainland tiger snake), 1416 nucleotides. Lineage: Eukaryota; Metazoa; Chordata; Lepidosauria; Squamata; Elapidae. The record is from RefSeq and is a predicted model, not a curated record.
CAGAAGAUCCAGGUUUUGCAUCAAGGAUCGAGCGGCACCAUGGCGAACCCGUUGAUGGCGUUUGCCCUGAUCAAGAGAUUGCAGUCGGACUGGAGGAACGUGGUUUACAGCCUGGAAGGAAGUGAGAAUAUUCAAGCCCUGAAGGUCAGCUAUCACCGCUUAGAAGACCGUCUACCUCUCUUUGAGGAUCUCGAAGGAGCAGCCAGGGCCCUCAUGCGCCUUCAGGACGUCUACGCUCUGAGCGUCAAAGAGUUGGCCAGAGGCCGAUUUCAGACGACCAGCGGGGCCCAUCCUGACCUCUACCGUCCCAGCCAGGAUUUUGCCUUGUCUGCCGAUGACUGUUUCCACAUCGGGAAGGUGGCUUAUGACAAGGAGGAUUAUUACCACUCCAUCCCGUGGAUGGAGGAAGCUGUCCGGCUCUUCCGGAUCUCCUACGGGAACUGGAACACGGAAGAUGAGGGGAGCCUGGAAGAGGCCCUGGACCAUUUGGCCUUCUCCUACUUCAUGGCAGGAAACAUUUCUCACGCCUUAAAGCUAUCCCAGGAAUUUCUUCACUACGAUCCAGGCAACGAGCGGAUGGAGAGGAACGUCCUGAAGUAUGAGAAGCUUUUGAGGAAGGAUCGGGAGGAGGGGAAAGGAAAAAUCACACUACAGAGGCCCAACGUGACCCACCUGGAGACGCGAGAUGCAUAUGAGGAGCUCUGCCAGAGGCUGGGGUCUCAGCCAUCCCACCGUCGGCUCUCCUGCUCCUACGAGACCAACCGCAGCCCUUGGCUGAUCCUGCAGCCGCUGAAAAAGGAAAUGUUGCACCCGCGGCCUGAGCUGGCCUUGUAUCACGACUUCCUCAGCCCUUCCGAGGCGGAGAAGAUCAAAGCGCUGGCGGCUCCGGGCUUGCAGAGAUCUGUGGUGGCUUCAGGAGAAAAACAGGAACAAGCCGACUAUCGGAUCAGCCAGAGCGCUUGGCUGAAGGACAGCCUGGAUCCUGUGGUCGGGGCAUUGGGUCGAAGGGCUGCGGCCCUAACAGGCUUGAAUAGCCAGCACCCUUACGCAGAAUACCUCCAGGUGGUCAACUACGGGCUGGGAGGCCACUACGAGCCCCACUUCGACCAUGCGACGUCAAGGAAAAGCCCCCUGUAUCAGAUGAAAUCAGGAAACCGAAUAGCUACGUUGAUGGUCUACCUGAGUUCGGUAGAAGCUGGAGGAUCCACGGCCUUUAUUUAUGCAAACCUGAGUGUGCCGGUUAUCCAGAACGCUGCUCUCUUCUGGUGGAACCUGCGGAAGAACGGGCGAGGGGACGAGGCCACCCUGCAUGCCGGCUGCCCAGUCCUUGCGGGAGACAAGUGGGUGGCCAACAAGUGGUUCCACGAACAUGGCCAGGAGUUCCACAGGCGGUGCAGCACCCACCCAGAGGAAUAG